This is a messenger RNA of Fusarium sp. VM40, 864 nucleotides long. Lineage: Eukaryota; Fungi; Ascomycota; Sordariomycetes; Hypocreales; Nectriaceae. The record is from the annotation of a GenBank genome assembly.
AUGAAGGCAACUUUACUCCGUAUCAUUACGCUUCUGGCAUCUCUAUCCGAGCUGGCCACUGUCCAGGCAAUCACCACCCGAGGAGUAUCCCUCAAUAAACGCGAAGAACCCUGGAAGCCAGAGGUCGGCACACCAUGGCAGAUCAUUCUUUCCGAAGUCAUCACGGUGCCUGAUGAGGGUGCUGAUGAUAUGAGCCCCGACGUUUCUAUUUGGGACAUAGACUUGUUCGAAAACACGCAGGAGACGAUCUCUGCCAUGCAAGAUUCUGGCAAGCGUGUUAUCUGCUACUUCAGCGCCGGGUCUUGGGAGAACUGGCGAAAGGAUAAGAACAGCUUCCCGAAGAAGGAUCUCGGAAAGACGAUGAGUGGUUGGCCAGACGAGAAAUGGGUCAAUAUCAGAAGUACUGCAGUGCGAGCCGUUAUGGCUAAGCGCAUCAAACUGGCCGCUGACAAGGGAUGUGAUGCCAUCGACCCUGACAACAUGGAUGGCUAUCAAAACGACAAUGGUCUAGGCCUGACUCAGAAGGACACGAUUUCAUACGUCAAGUUCCUAUCUGCAGAAGCAGCGAAGUACGGCAUGGUCAUGGGCAUGAAGAACGGCGGGGAUGUCACAAAACAAGUUCUCCCCUACGUGGCCUUUUGCAUCAACGAGUCCUGCAUUCAGUAUCAAGAAUGCGAUCUUUAUGCACCUUACAUCAAGGCCGGGAAGCCAGUGUUCAAUAUUGAGUACCCAGACGGUGCACCAAAGGUGAAGGCUAGCGACAAGAAGAGGAUCUGCGCUACUAAAGGUGAUGCGACAGGCUCUAAAGGGUUCAGCAAGGUUAUUAAGAAAAUGAACCUGGAUAGUUGGGUUAUGUACUGCUAG